GGAAGGCGACACCUGAGGAGGCGGUUCAAUGACUCCAUCACCCAGGGGGGCUAAUAUAUACGAGCCCGGAGGGAAAGUGAGCCAAAACGAGGCGGUAUUCAAGCAAUCAGCGGGCUGGGUUUUGAUCUGCCAUCAGAGUGUCAUAAGAUUGGGAAGAACAUGAAGUUGCUCGUGGUGGUGGCGGCGGUGGCGGCGUUGUGGGCGGGGGCGGCGAUGGCCCUGGACAACGGGCUGGCCCUCACGCCCCCCAUGGGCUGGCUGGCCUGGGAGCGGUUCAGGUGCAACACUGACUGCGAGAACGAUCCGUACAACUGCAUCAGCCAGAACCUUAUGAUGCAAAUGGCGGAGCUGAUGUCGACAGACGGCUACCUGAGCGCCGGCUACGACGUGGUCUGCCUCGACGACUGCUGGAUGGACAUGGAGCGGGACGCCGACGGCCGCCUGCAGCCUGACUCCUCCCGCUUCCCCUCCGGCAUCCCCGCCCUCGCAGAUUUCAUACACACGCUGGGGCUGAAGUUCGGGAUCUAUGAGGACUUCGGUAACAAGACCUGCGCAGGCUACCCGGGCAUCUUCGGCCACCUGGAGACGGACGCCAACACCUUCGCCGAGUGGGGCGUCGACUACGUGAAGCUGGACGGCUGCUACUCCACCCCCGAGGAGAUGGACGAAGGUUACCCCGAGUUCGGCAUGCACCUCAACAACACAGGGAGGCCCAUGGUGUACUCCUGCUCCUGGCCUGACUACGAAAACAACCCUAACUACACGGCCAUCGUCAAGACGUGCAACCUGUGGCGGAAUUACGCUGACAUCGGAGACUCGUGGGCCUCGGUCUCGAACAUCAUCGAUCACUACGCGGCGGUGCAGGACCAGCUCGCCCCCCUCGCCGGGCCGGGCCACUGGAACGAUCCUGAUAUGCUGAUCAUCGGUAAUUUCGGACUGAGCUACGACCAGGCCAAGACCCAAAUGGCCAUCUGGUCCAUCAUGGCCGCACCGCUUAUCAUGUCGGUGGACCUGCGCGAUAUCCGUCCCGCGUUUAAGGACAUCCUCCUCAACCGCCGGGUCAUCGCUGUCGACCAGGACCCCCUCGGCAUCCAGGGCGCCAGGAUAAGCAAGACAAACAACAUCGAGGUGUGGAGCCGCCCCGUGGAGCCCGUGGUCAACGGCAGCUAUUCCUACGCCCUGGCCAUCCUCAACCGGGGGGAGAGCACGCCGACCCAGGUGACCCUCACUCUAAAGGACCAGGGAUUGACCUCGCCCCAAGGAUACUGGGUAGAGGACCUUUUCGAGGGUGAGGUGGGGUCCCUUGUCAUGCCCGACGACUCCUUCACCAUUAGCGUCAACCCGUCCGGCGUGGUAAUGUUACGCUGCUGGCUGCUGGAGUGACCUCACCUCUGCUUACUGUGACGUCAUUCUUCAUCUUGUUUUUGUUACAUUAUCUAGCAUAAGUAUGAUAGUUUAUAAGGAAAUCAAUAAAUGUUGCCACGCACGUGCUGUACUUUA
This is a messenger RNA of Eriocheir sinensis (Chinese mitten crab), 1500 nucleotides long. RefSeq names its product alpha-N-acetylgalactosaminidase-like. Gene Ontology annotation, cellular component: cytoplasm. Gene Ontology annotation, molecular function: alpha-galactosidase activity. The transcript is spliced from 9 exons. Gene Ontology annotation, biological process: glycoside catabolic process; oligosaccharide metabolic process; glycosylceramide catabolic process. The record is from RefSeq and is a predicted model, not a curated record. Lineage: Eukaryota; Metazoa; Arthropoda; Malacostraca; Decapoda; Varunidae. Bases 160 to 1383 code for a protein of 407 amino acids.